Alexandromys fortis (reed vole) is the source of this 3774-nucleotide messenger RNA. RefSeq names its product BTB/POZ domain-containing protein KCTD12-like. NCBI's taxonomy places the organism in Eukaryota, Metazoa, Chordata, Mammalia, Rodentia, Cricetidae. Bases 652 to 1530 code for a protein of 292 amino acids. Gene Ontology annotation, cellular component: signaling receptor complex. The transcript is spliced from 2 exons. Gene Ontology annotation, molecular function: protein binding. Gene Ontology annotation, biological process: protein homooligomerization; regulation of G protein-coupled receptor signaling pathway. The record is from RefSeq and is a predicted model, not a curated record.
AAGAAAAAUGUGGCCAGUGUGUCUUUAUUUUCAGCACUUAGCAUACCAUCUGACAUACAGGAUUACGCGCAUUGAAGUAACUAUACUUAAUCUAAGUUCAGAAUUUAACCAAUUCUUCACUGAAAAAAAUCCAUUCAGAGUGGAUGUGGUUGUCCACGUCUGUGAUCCCAGCACUCCAGGGGCUGACAUAGAAGAAUGUAAAUUUCAAGGCUAGCCUGGGGUUGUUAAGAAGGCCCUGCUUCAGAAACAAACAAACAAUGAGACCCUUACAAAUGAUUCAUGUAACUGUCACUGAAAUGUUUGCUUGCUCUGCUGGAACCAAGAUGAACAGAAUUUCUCUUUUUACCGCCGCCACCACCACCUUUGUUCCUCUCCCCCUCCCCCUCUAUGCCUUCCUUCUCCUUUGCUUAGCUCUGCUUCUUCCUCAGGCUGCAGAGUAGGGAGGCAGGGCUGGAGAGGAAGUCAAGGAUGUCAUAGCAAGGGAGGAGGGUCUACAGGACAGCUAGUUUUACAGAGGAAAACUCAAAUCAAGCACCAAAGCACACAGCAAGAGGGAGGGAGAACAGGAAGGCAUUCCUCCGUGGCGCUGAGCUCUCAGAACAGUGAAGCUGUGCUUGGCAGUACCUCAGAGGCUGGAGAUUCCAGGUCACCAUGGCCAUGCCAGAAAAGUCAAGCGGUGCCAACCCAUCUGAGGAUUGCAGCAAUUUCCCUGAGAUUAUUGAACUCAAUGUAGGCGGCCAGGUGUACAUAACUCGCUACCCCACUCUCAUCAGUAUUCCCGGUUCCCGGCUCUGGGAAAUGUUCAGUGUGAAGAACCCUUGCUCACUGCUCCAGGACAACAAAGGGAGAUUCUUCAUAGAUCGAGAUGGCUUUCUCUUUCGUUAUGUCCUAGACUACAUGAGAGACCUGCAAGUAGUGCUUCCUGACCACUUCCCAGAGUGUGGCCGGCUCCACAGAGAAGCAGAAUACUUUAAGUUGCCAGAACUUGCCAAGAUGCUGGCUCUUAAAAUGAACAACCUCAACUCAGUUGUCAAUGACUCGUGUCCAAUUGAUGUAGAAGAGCUUUCCCCCAGCAUUGACGCCACUUUUAAUUUCUCUUCAGCUAAUAGCAUCCAUGUUAGUGGCCCUGAUAAUUCCGUAGUCCUCAGAGCUGCCACUGGUUCUGAGCUCAAAAAGUCUGGCUUCAUCACUAUUGGCUAUAGAGGCUCCUAUACUCUGGGCAGGGACAUCCAAACAGAUUCCAAAUUCCGCCGUGUGGCCAGAAUCAUGGUGUGCGGUAAGAUUUCACUAGCCAAAGAAGUGUUCGGAGACACUCUGAAUGAGAGCAGAGAUCCAGACCGCCCUCCUGAGCGAUAUACGUCUCGAUACUACCUUAAAUUCACUUUUCUGGAACAAGCCUUCGACAAACUAGCUGAUGCUGGCUUCCACAUGGUAGCAUGCAACUCCACCGGCACCUGCACUGCCACACAUGACCAAACGGAUGACAGGAUCUGGACCUCUUACACUGAAUAUGUUUUCUAUCGUGAGUGACCAUCAAAAUCAUCCAGGAAAUAAAAGCCCCCAAAGUUUCCCUCCUCUGUUCCCGUACCAACUGCAUCCUUUAGAAAUAGACACACUGAUCACUCUAGGCUCUUGAGUGUUCUGUAUAAUCUUGGACAAUGCCACGUCUCUCAUCAUAACCACUUGGACCUUUUGUUCUUAUGAGUCAUUCCAGUCUAUCUGCAUACCGACCUUCUCUGGACUGUGGAGUGGAUGCCAUUGAAUGAAAGCUGUGCAUCAACAUAGAGAGUAGAGGUAUAUAUUUCUGGAGCGAAUGCAGUUAAAUAUAACCACGGAAUUAAAACUGCUGAGAAAUAUUAAGCCAUGGCUUCCAAGCUGUUUCUUCGUAACGCACAUUGAACUUGACUAUGUACCUUGCUGUGUGUAUUCACUUAGAUGAAACUCUGCAUCGCUGAGCAACAGAUUACAGUAGGAAGUGUGUACGUGCUUUGCAGACAUCUUACCCUGCUGAGGAGACGAACUUGACAGCAGUCCUCCAGGAGGUUCAUAGAAAGGCCGAGCAAUUCCAGAAUGACUGAGGACUUCUAAUAGAUGCUAGACAAACAAUUGUACGACGAUUAUUCCUAAGAAUAAAAGGCUUAGUUAGCACUUAAUUUGAUUUCACAAGAAGAAGAUAGUAAGGAGGUGUAUCAUAGCUAUUACCUCUGUCAUAAGCAGCAGUGCCAUUAAAAAAGCUAUCUUAAAAUAUCUUUCAUUAGAAUUAAAUGCAAGCAGGGAAGAGAAUGAUGGGCAAAAGGUUGCUUUGUGUAAGUAUAUGCAUGCAUUCAUUAGUUGACUUUCACUAGUCCAAUAAUUGGCUGUGCCUGUCAGUUGUUAGCUUGUUUACGUUUUUUCACAGGGUGUGGGUGUGUGUUUUGUUUUCCUGGAGGUGGGGAUGGGAGAAGGGGAGAACAAAGGGAAAACAAGAAAAGAACUUUAAAAAAAAGGCACAAAAACAAAACCCUGAAAUUCAUCUUCUGCCCCCUUGGUGAUGACUUUUUAAGCAAACAGGUUGAAAGCAAGUGUUCCUUCUCAUAUGAAAACAUCCGGGAUCUCAGAUAAGUGAUUGAAUGAAAGGAUUACGAACCAAGUUAAGAAAGAGCUUUCUUGGGUUCAUUUCAGAGGAUCUCCAUCACCUUUUGAAAAGUUUUCCAGCAACUGCAGUCUGCUGGCCUUGUGUGUCCACUACCCCGCACACGCUACUCCACGCAUGCUACUCCGCACACGCUACUCCACGCACACUACUCAGCACACACGCAGUUUCCUCCACAAACAUUUAUUGUUGUCAAGGUCUUUUAACUCUUUUUCUAGUCAGGUCUUUUUGAGUUGCAAAGAACUAAAAACCACAUAAAGUGGCUUGGAGAAGAUUUAAAAGGAGGCUGGAGAGAUGACUCAGCUGUUAAGGGCACUGGCUGCUCUUCCACAGGACCCAGGUUCUAUUCCCAGCACCCACAUGGCAGCUCACAAUUGUAUAUAAGUCCAGUCCAGGGAUCUGAUAUCCACACACAGACAUACAUGCAGACAAAACACCAAUGCACAUAAAAUACAAAUAAAUAAAUCUUUUAAAAGAUUUUCAAAUGUGCAUAUAUCAGUGAUAUGGCCAGAUGAGCAUUUUAAGCUCACAUUUAUUUUUUUCUGUUGAGUCUAAAGGAAGGAGAUGUAGUCAAAUAAGGUCUCAGAGAGUCUGGAGAGCUGUCAAUAACAUAUAUUCUCUCUUGUCUCUCAAGUGCCACACGAUUUCCUCUGAUCAUCUCCGGAGUAUAUCAAUUUCACAUUUUUCCAUGCAGUUCGCUUUCUUUUCCAACAGUUUAGAGCUGGCCUAAACAGCACGUCACUGAACAUGAAUGCACAGGAUCUUCUCCAUUUUUUCUGUAGUUUAUUCUUUUUUGUUGUGGUUUUCUGUUUGAGUUUUUGAAACAGGGUUUCUCUGUAGCUUUGGAGCCUGUCUUGGAACUAGAUCUUGUAGACCAGGGUGGCCUUGAACUCACAGAGAUUUGCCUGUCUCUGCCUCCCAAGUGUUGGGAUUAAAGGCAUGCACCACCACCCAUCUGUAUUUCUUUAUACACAUAUGCAUGUAAAUAAAUAUAUAUGUAACAAUCAUAAUUAAAAGAUGAAAACAUUAUGAAUUUGGGAGGGUAUUGGGAGGACGCAGGAAGAGUUGGGGGGCGGGAGGGGUAGAAACAAUAUAAAUACAGUACUCGUGUAUGAAAUCUCAAAACAGAUUUUAAGAAUCUG